UUUAGACAAUACACCACCUAGACUACUUUUAACAUUAUAGCAAGUCAUUUGCGCCACCUGCUGGAAUUUGAACCUGAAUCAGAUAAAAGACAGUUAACAGUUACCAGGCAACCAAACAGACAAAAAACAACAGCAGCUGCAGUGAGGAAACAUCUUUUAACAAAACCGCAAAAACACCCGUAAAUAUCGAACACUAUGUCCUGUGCUGCCCAAAACAAUUCCAGGCCAAAAACCAUGAGCAGAGCCAAACGAUGGAAUGCUGAUGUGGAAAACCUGUUCAGAUUCCAACAGGCAGGAUACAGGGAUGAGUUUGAAUACAUACAAGUCAAACAUGGAGCUUUGGUGGACAAGUGGCCAGAGACUGGUUUUGUGAAGAAGCUGCAGCUUCGUGACAACACAUUUUAUUACUACAACCGGAACAGAGAAUGUCAGGACGAGGACGUCAAUAAAGUCAAAGUUUACGCAUACUAGUUGUUUUUUGUAUUUAUUUAAUUUUUUAAGGAAAUGUGUUUAAGUAAAAAAGAUAAAAGAUAUGUUUUAAAAGAUAAAAAUGUAAAAAUGUUAUCAACUUCAGACAACACACGUGUACAGUAAUCCUUUUGUCAUUACCUAAUAAAUCUUUUGUGAUUUUUGAGAAUUUCCCUCCACACAUUUCUUACGAAACAACCCAAGGCUAACGCAGCAUUAUAUCUGUUUCACAAAAUUUCACGCCUUCAGUUAUUUCUGGGUCAUUAAAUUGCAUGUCCACAUGACAAUGUUUUAACUCGAACCUUUUCAAUACUUCUUUGUCUAGAUUAGACGCCUGUCACGUUUUUCUUACGCAAAACACGCUAACAUUUCUCAGCUUUUGGAAUCACACACUUAUGCCGAUUAACCUUCUAAUUAAAUGAGCAGCUGACUCAGUUAUGGUAGUUCGGUGGCUAUGUCACACAGAGGCCUAAUACUGAAUGUUUAACAUUCUUUAAGAGUUUUUGUCAUGUGUGUGUGCUGCGGAAGAGUGGGUUAAAAUUAGAUUUUCUUUGUUACUUUAUGUGUAUCUUUGAGGUAUCACAUUUUUUCAUUAGAUAAUUCAAAUGUGAAAAGUUGGCUUAGUACAGGAAUGGGCCUGGCUAACUAUUUAACCAAGUCUGACUACAAGAACAAAUAAAAAAAUAAAAAAAAAUAA
Molecule: messenger RNA, 1165 nt
Organism: Cynoglossus semilaevis (tongue sole)
Lineage: Eukaryota; Metazoa; Chordata; Actinopteri; Pleuronectiformes; Cynoglossidae
Gene: meig1
Product: meiosis/spermiogenesis associated 1
Exons: 3
Coding region: 196-471 (91 amino acids)
Cellular component (GO): nucleus
Source: RefSeq, a predicted model, not a curated record